AUGCAUUCGGGAUUUCCGCUGGUAUCGUUGCUUUCCUACCUGCUCGUUUGCAAUACCUCGGCCGGGCCAGUUGUUUACGAGAACGUUGCCGAGGACGAUGUCGUCGCCGUCGGCUCGUACAUCCGCGAGGUGCGCCAACCGGCGCCGUUGAAAGUCGCCGCGGAAGUGGAGGACCUAAUGAGCGCCGGUAACGCGCCGGAGUCACGAGAUAAUAAAAAACGCAUGAAAAACGUAUCUGGCAAAUCAGACGAGGGCGGUUACUACAGAACCUACGGGAGCGAUGCGGAGGGCGAGAAGGGUUACUUGAAGGAGACCUACGGCAAAGGUGAUCAAGGCUACAAGACUCUCGACACCUUCCACAAACAGGACGGCGACAAGUACGAGUUUGAGACGCAAACUGCCUAUGGCAAGGAUCUGGCUGACGAUAACAAGAAGAAGAAGCAUGAAGAGAAGAAGGCUCGCGACCACGAGAGUGCAGGUACUAUGGUCGAUACCGAGUACGCCGGAGACGAGGGAGAUCACGGGAGCGAAUACUCGCACUAUACCGGAAGCGACGAUGGCGAUCACUAUAGUAGCCACUAUACGGAGAAAGAGCCGGAAUCCACGGGUUACGGCCAUAACGAAAAUUAUUCCUCCGGAGGUGGCGACGAGGAAUCCUACGAGACUCACGGCUCUUAUCAUUCCGACGACAAAGGGGAAGAGGAAGACGACGGGGAUCACUAUUAA
Molecule: messenger RNA, 726 nt
Organism: Dinoponera quadriceps
Lineage: Eukaryota; Metazoa; Arthropoda; Insecta; Hymenoptera; Formicidae
Product: spore wall protein 2-like
Exons: 3
Coding region: 1-726 (241 amino acids)
Source: RefSeq, a predicted model, not a curated record